Messenger RNA from Nestor notabilis (Kea), 1532 nucleotides. It is a transcript of the gene SLC18A1, whose product is annotated as solute carrier family 18 (vesicular monoamine transporter), member 1. NCBI's taxonomy places the organism in Eukaryota, Metazoa, Chordata, Aves, Psittaciformes, Psittacidae. Gene Ontology annotation, biological process: aminergic neurotransmitter loading into synaptic vesicle; transmembrane transport. The record is from RefSeq and is a predicted model, not a curated record. Gene Ontology annotation, molecular function: serotonin:sodium:chloride symporter activity. The transcript is spliced from 15 exons. The annotation marks the transcript as partial. Gene Ontology annotation, cellular component: terminal bouton; synaptic vesicle membrane.
CAGGGAGGGCAUCGCGGAGGCUGGUGCUGGUGGUGGUGUUCGUGGCGCUGCUGCUGGACAACAUGCUGCUGACGGUCGUGGUACCGAUCGUCCCCACCUUCCUCUAUGCAACAGAAUAUGAAGGUGCCAACAGCUCUGCUGCCCCAGCUCAGACUGAAACAGCUCCUCCAGCCCUGAAAGCUCCUCCUUUCUCCUCCAUGUUCUCCUAUUUUGACAACACCACGGUGAUAGUCUUGGUCUCCACCAGUGCUGCGGAGCUGGUGAAUGGGACAGAGCGCAGCAUCCCACCACAGCCCCCUGCGAGCAUCCCCCCGUCACCGAGCAGCUGCCCGGAUGGUGAGGAGUUCCUUGCCAAGGAAAACACCCGUGUGGGGCUGCUGUUUGCUUCCAAGGCUCUGGUACAGCUGAUGGUCAACCCGGCCGUGGGUCUCCUGACCAACAGGAUAGGAUACCACAUCCCCAUGUUCAUCGGGUUUGUCAUCAUGUUCCUCUCUACAGUCAUGUUUGCCUUCUCAGGCACCUACACCCUGCUGCUCCUUGCCCGAGCCCUCCAAGGCAUUGGGUCAUCGUUCUCAUCAGUCGCAGGCUUGGGCAUGUUGGCCAGCGUGUACCUGGACGACUUCGAGAGGGGCAACGCGAUGGGCAUCGCUCUUGGAGGCUUGGCCCUGGGUGUGCUGAUCGGGGCCCCCUUUGGGAGUGUGAUGUAUGAAUUCGCAGGGAAAUCGUCUCCCUUCCUGGUCCUGGCAUUCCUUGCCCUGUUGGAUGGAGCUUUGCAGCUCUGCACACUGCAGCCCUCCAAGGUCUCCCCCGAGAGCACCAAGGGCACACCAGUGCUCACCCUGCUGCAAGACCCCUACAUCCUGGUUGCUGCAGGAGCCCUCUGCUUCUCCAACAUGGGGGUGGCCAUGCUGGAGCCCACCUUGCCCAUCUGGAUGAUGCAAACCAUGUGCUCCCCAAAGUGGCAGCUAGGGAUGGCAUUCCUCCCUGCCAGUGUAUCCUACCUCAUCGGCACCAACCUCUUUGGGAUUCUGGCUAACAAAAUAGGCCGGUGGCUGUGCUCCCUGAUCGGCAUGGCUGUGGUGGGAAUUAGUCUCCUUUGUGUACCUCUGGCCAAAACGAUUUAUGGGCUGAUUGUGCCAAACAGCGGGCUUGGCUUUGCCAUAGGCAUGGUGGACUCCUCAAUGAUGCCCAUCAUGGGCUACCUCGUGGACCUUCGCCACACCUCCGUCUACGGCAAUAUCUAUGCCAUAGCUGAUGUCGCCUUCUGCAUGGGCUUUGCAAUUGGCCCAUCCACAGGCGGUGCGAUCGCACGAGCUAUCGGCUUCCCCUGGCUGAUGGUCAUCAUCGGUGUUAUCAACAUUGCCUAUGCUCCUCUGUGCUGGUACCUGCGCAACCCCCCUGCUAAAGAGGAGAAGAUUGCAAUCUUAAGCCAGGAAUGUUCCAUGCAAACCAAAAGCUACACGGCCCAAAAGACCCUGCAUGAUUUCCCUCUCGCAGACGACAGCGAUGUGGAGGCAGAACAUGCGGAAUAG